Molecule: messenger RNA, 3394 nt
Organism: Microtus ochrogaster (prairie vole)
Lineage: Eukaryota; Metazoa; Chordata; Mammalia; Rodentia; Cricetidae
Gene: Spring1
Product: SREBF pathway regulator in golgi 1
Biological process (GO): positive regulation of SREBP signaling pathway
Source: RefSeq, a predicted model, not a curated record
UGGCCGGGGCGGCUGCUGCGGGGAGGCUGGGCAGGGGUAGGAGCGAAUUUAGAGGGUCAUGCCGCGGGGUCGUCUCUGCGCCUGCGCCGCUCCGGGAUGCAGAACCUUGCAGAGCUGCUGUGGCGCCGGGUCCUGCGCAAGCGCUGGGUGCUCGCCCUGGUUUUCGGGCUCUCGCUGGUUUACUUCCUCUGCAGCACCUUCAAGCAGGAAGAGAGGUCGGUAAGAGACCGGAACCUUCUCCAGGUUCAAGACCGUGAACAGCCCAUUCAGUGGAAGGUCCAGUUUAAUCUGGGCAAUAGCAGCCACCCCAGCAACCAGUGCCGAAACUCUGUUCAAGGGAAGGAAUUCCUCACGGACGAGCUGGGCUAUGUCUGCGAGAGGAAGAACCUGCUGGCGAAUGGCUGCUGCGAUGUCAAGGUCCCCAGCACGAAGCAGUACUGCUGUGAAGGGUGCCUGGUCAGUGGUUGCUGUGAAGUCUACGAGUACUGUGUCUCCUGCUGUCUGCAGCCCAGCAAGCAACCUCUGCUGGAACGCUUCCUCAACCGGGCAGCUGUGGCCUUCCAGAACCUCUUCAUGGCAGUUGAAGACCACUUCGAACUGUGCUUGGCUAAGUGCAGGACUUCAUCGCAGAGCGUGCAACAUGAGAACACGUACCGUGACCCCAUAGCCAAGUACUGCUAUGGAGAGAGCCCACCCGUACUCUUUCCCGCAUGAGGCCUGUUGGAGAGACACCCAGAACCAGCCUGGUCCACGUGAGAUGAUGAAGGAGGGAGCCAAGGCUUUGAGCAUGUCCUGUGGCAUCCAGUGUCUCUGUCUCCCUCACCUCCAGCUGCAGCAGACAGAGCUGUUCUGUAGAGCAGGCCCGGUGAGGCCCCGGCACCUUGCGUGGUUAUGGCCAUGGGACGGCUGCAGGGCCAGGUGCUUGGUCCCGUGUUGUAGUUUUUUAAUUACUUUUCAGUGGGGGAAGUCACACUGUUUUGUGCAGGACACCUUUGCCCGGGCAGUUGGAUCCACUCACGGAGGUGACUGCUCUACGUGGUCCCUCACUGUCACAGUGAUGUCGUUGCCGCACCAGACCCAAGUGUGUCUCCAGGAGUGUGGGUGCACGGACUUAUUUUUGGUUGUUUUAACACCUGGCCAGCAGGCCUUAUAUCUAUAUCCCAACAUCUAGGGGUGUGUAGAGCCUCAGGAGGGUGCUGGUACCCACUGAGCCUGCGUAGAGCUGCCCUGGUAUGCUUCUCGACUCUCCUGUCUUUUUCUCCAGUCUCCUAUAACACACACGGCUCCCGGAGACCCUUCACUGACCCUUACAGAGGCCACAGCCAGCAUUUGUGGUUUGGGCUCAGGUUGCCCUGGUGUCAGGCAUGAGUCUCCAGGGUUUCUCUCAGCAGCUUCAUAAAGCCGUGUCUCCCAACUGUUUGCCUUCCUGAUGGAAUUUCCUUCAGCUUCCUCCCUCUUCCUCUUCCUGCUCACCUCUGUGGAAGAAAGGACAGGCUGAUGGGAAUUGUUCUUGUUUGGGGUUGCCAUGCUGGGAUCAGAUCCAGGACUUUGUGUGUGACUGGCAAACUUUCUGCUACUGAGCCCUGGCCCUGGCCAGGGAAUUGAUUUUUACUGUUAGAUCCCAGUGAUUCUGUUCCAUUUGCUCUGGACUUCCAAGUGUGUGGAUUCAAAGUUCAUGAAAGAACUUGGUGCACCUGCACAUUCUGGUGUAUUCUGGAAUGUUCUGGCAUGUUCUCACAUGUUCUGGCUUUCUUGCUCAUUUUUUCUGGUAACUGGGAGAUAUAUAAUUUUUUUAAGACAGGGUCUCCCAUUGCCCAGGCUGACAUCCAGCUUCGUAUGUGUUUGAUACCAACCUUAAACUCCUGAUGCCCUCUGCACCUGACAAGUGCUGGGGUUAUAGGUGCAUGCCAGCUGCAUGGCUCAUCAGCCUUGUAAUGCCAGUCUACCCUUGGUCAGUGUUGGAGUUGGUCAGUCACUCCCUUGGGUUCAUUUUCACUCUCAGGAGUGGCGACACGGGGUUAAUGUAAACAUCAUGCCCGUUGCCAGCUUUCUCUGACCUGGCACUGGAAAGGCAUGUGUGUGCAGUCCUUGAGUUUAUAGACCCCGAACAGUUGAGAUCAAGAUUCCAAUUUACUUGUGUUUCACUCGGCAGACGAGGAAAUAGCUUACCCUCCCAAGUCCCUACCAGGAUAGAAUAAUCAAAACCCACAGAAGAACUUCACCUCGAAUCCCGUUCACAUGUCCUCCGGUGCCGUCCACAUCAUCUCCCCUGAGAACAGACGGCUUCAGUUAUUCCAGACAGGAGAAAGCGUCUGUGUCCAUGCUGAGUCAGUAAUACAGAGGUCAUUUUUGAUUGACUGCGGAAUGUGGGUUUUGUGUUUUAAUCACGCUGGGGAACACACACACACACACACACACACACACACACACACAGAGCUGGGGAAGUCUGGGGAGGGGGCUGGAUGAGAAGAGCCGCGGGUAGGAGCGGUAUUGAAGCCUGGAGGCCAGUGUUCACAUCGGUAUGCUGAUAGGCACCAUAGAUAGGCAUUUGUCCUCAGUGGUUUUUUUUUUUGACCUGAUGAUAAUAAUAAAAUAAUUACCUAAAAAUCACACAGCCUAGAGAUAACCACCAGCUAUUUUCGACUUCUCUGUGACUUUCCAGGCAGAACAAACAAAAACCCCAGGGCGUUCCUCCCCCGUGAAAACACUGCCUGUAAGUCUGUUGUCUGCAGGCCCGUGUGAUACCCGUUGAGAUCAUCUGGUCCCUUUCAUGGGGGUGGCCCGCUCUUACUGAACACGAUUGUUAGCUCAACUCCUGCAGCCACUUCUCCACAGGGGUUGGAGGUGUCUGUCUGUCCAUCCCUCUGUCCGUUUCGUAAGCUGUUUUCAGUGUUCCAGUUUGUAUUUAUUAUUAUUAUUUUUUUUUAUUUUUAAGAUCAUGAGCCUGUGUGUACCAGCUCAGACUAAAUAAUGAGUUCUGGGUUGCAAAGAGGAUUUUUUUUUUUAACUUAAGAUGUUUAAGGAGCAGGUGAAUUAGCCCAGUGGACCUGGGUUCGGUUGCCAGCGCCCACACAGUGGACUCACAGCUGAUGGGAUGGGAUGACCUCUUCUGACUGUCACAGGUACCCUAAUAUGUGGCAUGCAUUCACACAGACACUACAAACACACAAAAGUAAUGUAAUAAAGAUAAAUCUUUUAAAAACUAAAUCACAUUUAAUCAUUGGGGGGUACACAUAUGCCAUGGUUUAGGUCGGAGGAAAAGUUUUGGAAGUUGGUACGUUUAUCCACCAUGUGGGCAUGGAGCUCAAGGUGUCCGUCUUGGUGGCCUUGGCCCACGGAGCCAUCUUGCUGGUCCUGCCCGAGUCUGUGUCCAUAAAUUAAAUGAUAAAAUACA